Messenger RNA from Plasmodium gonderi, 8388 nucleotides. RefSeq names its product transcription factor with AP2 domain(s). The record is from RefSeq and is a predicted model, not a curated record. Lineage: Eukaryota; Apicomplexa; Aconoidasida; Haemosporida; Plasmodiidae. The transcript has a single exon. The coding region runs from base 1 to 8388 and encodes 2795 amino acids.
AUGGUUAUUAAAGAAGAGGGAAAUAACAAAACUGAUGAAAAAAAACCAAAACAAAGAAAUAAAAAUAACAAAAGAUAUCGCACUGGAGACUUUUCAUCUCAACUGAGCAACAACCAAAAUGAUUGCUACGAGAAGAAUAGUUACAGUAGCAAUAACAAUCACAGUGCAAACAGUAAUGACGACAUGCUAGCUCAACACCGGUUCGAUACUUCUGAUUUCGAGAAUUCAGUAAAAAAGAAAAACAGCUUCGAUGAUACGGAUGUCGCAUCCAAGAAGGGAGACCAUAAAAUGAACAGCAACAUUCAUUGUACUGAAAUUAAUAUUGUUUUAAAGGAUGAGCAUGCGUCUUCAUCCGUGAGGGGAAAUAACAGCUGGUGGGUGCAUGAGUCGUGUGAAAGUUUCGAAAAAGCCAAAAAUUGUGAAAAUUUUAAAAAUUCUGAAAAUCGCGAAAAUUGCGAAAAUUGCAAAAAUUGUGCAAACUGUGCAAACUGUGCAAAUUGUUCAAAUUGUUCAAAUUGCAAAAAUCGAGUAAACGACGAACUUUUAAACGAACGUAAUACUGGAAACACGAAGGAUGAUAUGGCCAAGCUGAAUGAACGGAAAAGUAAAAAAUGGGAUUAUAUGAAUAACCGAAAUGGAGAAGGAAAUUGCAAUAGUGGUAUUGACAAAGUUAUCAACAUGAACCCGGCUUCGUCAGUAUGCCUCCACAGUAUUUCAAAGAACAUUAUUGACAAAGAUGUUCUUUGCUUUUGCGCAUGCAAGGUCGGAAAUGAACAAAUGAAAGAAGAAAGAGAAGUUAGAAGCGAAGUUGAAAGUGGAAGAGAAAUCAUAUUUGACAAUGGAAGAAAGGCUGAGUGUUAUUGUGGAAGUAGAGCCAUUUGCGUGAGGGGAAGUGGAACCCAUGAGGAAAACUCAAACAUCGACCAAAGCGUUGGAGAAAUAAUUCAUUCUGACGAUACAAUCAACAAACACACAAAAAAUAGAGUUACGAAGAAUAACGAUUCAUUAAAUAACGUUUAUUAUAUACUUAAUAAGCAUGUAAACCCGAAGGAGCAAAAUGUAAAAAUAAAAAAUAAUUCUCUCAAAAGUGUACAAAAUAAUUCUCUCAAAAGUGUACAAAAUAAUUCUCUCAAAAGUGUACAAAAUAAUUCUCUCAAAAGUGUACAAAAUAAUUCUCUCAAAAAUGAACAAAAUAAUUCUCUCAAAAGUGUGCAAAAUAAUUUCCUCAAAAGUACACAAAAUAAUUCCCUCAAAAGUGCACAAAAUAAUUCCCUCAAAAAUGCACAAAAUAAUUCCCCCAAAUGUGUACAAAAUGAUUCUCCCAAAUGUGUACAAAAGAAUUACCGCAAAAGUGCACAAAAUAAUUCCCCCAUAUAUGUACAAAGUGAUACACAAACAGAUGCACAAAAGAACCUAAAUGAUAAUUUCCGCAUGAACAGGACUGCUAAUUACAAAAUUAGCAAGAAUAUUUUGUUAAAAAAUAAAGAAAAUUCUGAAUUUUGUAAUAAUGGCAAUAAUGGAAGUAAAAGAAGUGGAAAUGGUGAUAAUGGGAACAGUAUCAAUUUUGUUGAGGAUCUAGAGGAACACUUCCCUGUUUUCGAUGAACAGAAUUGCACAAAUAACCCGAAGGUUAGUAACGAAGAUGCAUAUAUGAACGAACGCGAAAAUGGAAAAUUGUAUGAACAGUCAGAUAAAAAGAUGCAUGCAGAGGGGGAUACAAUAUCACAUGUACAUCGGGAUUCAAAAUUGCAUGCAGAACGGAACUCAAAGCCGCAUGCACUUAUCGGUGCACAUUCGAAUUGCCUUUUGGAUGAAAAAGAAAAGAGCAAAGGCACAAAUCUGGAAAAAGAAGUAAAAAAAAAAAUUCAAUUUUUAAAUAUUUUAAGGGGGAAUAAGAAAAUAAAGAAAAGAACAAAUUUAUCCAUUGAAUAUUUUAAACCUUUUUAUCAUUGUAUGGGUAAUUUGACUACAUUAAAUUCAGCUAAAUAUUUCAUUGUUAAAGGCAAAAAAAACAAAUGCCAUCGCCGCCACCUCAGUAUUAUUUCCUUACAUAAAAAGAAUAAUAUAAAUAAGAAUUUUAAUUAUGAAUCGAAUGAAGCAAAAUCCUAUAUUCAUCAUUUUGAUAGAAGGAAAAAAAUUGAGAAAAGAUGUCAAAUGAGCAAUAGCGACUUAAAAGAAUUAUAUAUAGGUCCAAAUGAUGAAAAAAUGCAAAAAAUGAAAAAUGUGGAGGAAUAUAAAGAUAACUCUGACUUGUGCAACAUUGCAAAUAAUGAUAACAAUAGGGAUGAUUAUGUUCAUAAUGAUAAGUACCCUUUUUCACAUGUGAAGAUACAAAAUGACGCAGAAAAUCAAUGUUUAAACGAUAACUUUUACCAUGUCGAGGGAAAUAAUAAUAACGAAGAAGAAAUCCCAAACGGUAAAGUUGAAGAUCGAUUAUCUCAUGUCACGAAAAAGUUCACAGAUCGUGUAAAUAAUUUCGAAAAGGUCGAAAUGGAGAUGACAUAUUUCAGAAGUAGUCAAAAUAAAAAAAGGGUGAUGCCAAUCAGAUCGACUAGCAUCAGAAGGAGAGAAAUAAACAAAGAGGAUAAUUUUGUAAAAUACAAUAAUCAAUAUUUGCUAAUGAGAAGAAAUGGAAACAGUGAAGGCGGUGAUAAGGUAAAAAAACAUGAUUUGAAGAAUGUAUUAACAGAUGAGGCAAAGUUAUUACCAGCACAAGAUGAAACCAUGGCUGAUGAUAGCACUAAUGAAAAUGACAUAUCCCCAUCACAUGUAAGAAACGCUUAUUUAAAUAGAAAUAAGAACUCUGCAAUUAGUGGUUACAAUUGUGAGAGUAAUAUGAAAGAAUUAAAUAAGGAGGAUAAGGAAUAUCACAAAAUGGAAAAGUAUGAUGGAGAAAUGAGUUCCUUGGAAAAGAAAAGAAAAAAAAAUAACUCAGAAUUUUAUGAACAGUCAUGUAAAAAUUCAAAAGAAAAUAAUAAAGCAAAUGAAAGUUAUCAUCACAAAAUGAACAGAAGAAAUAAAGAUUACUGUUGUGAUAUAAUGAAAGAAAAUACCAAAGAAAAUAAAUAUAGCCUUAGAGAAGUGAAGGAAAAUAAGGAAAAUAAACGAGAUGCAAAUUCUUACAUGGGAAUGAAACAAAAUUCUGACAGAAAAAAAGAACCAAUGGGAAAAAAAAAUGGAAAUUUCUCGAACAAGCCAGAAAAAAAUGAACAAAAUUUCAAAUUGCACAAGAUGGAAAAAAAGAGUAAAAAUAGGAACAAUGAUAUCGAGGAAAAUGGAUUUUUUAAGUGCAAAAUGAAGGGAAGUAAUUAUGGAGAAGAUCAGGGGGAAAUUUUUCAGUCAGUUAAGAGAGAUGCAAAAAAAGAAAAAUUCAUUUACAGCAUGAAAAAAAUAAACAAAGUAAAGCAUGUGGAAAAAAACUUAUGUAAAAAUGAUAAUAUAAUUAAACCUAAAGGGGGUGGGAUGUUGACAAAAAUUGCAGGAACUUACAGUUUCGAGGAAAAAAGAAACUCACUGGAGAAAGGACGAAAUGAUAAAGGAAGAUGGAAUAUGUGGAAAAAGAAAAAUGAUGAACAGAAGGAGAAGCUAAACAAUAAGUUGUUUGAUUUGAUGAAGAACACAAAGUGUACGAAGAAUGAGAAUGACGAGACGGGAAAAUACAAAGACAAAGAAUUUAGUAAGAGAUGCAGAAAGGACUGUAUAAAGAAUAGUAUUGCAAAGGUCAUCCAUGAGUGUAAUGAUUGUGGGAAUGAAACUCAGGAUGAGGAUCAGGUUGCGGAUAAGAUUGAGAGUGAGGAAGAUGACAAACUGAGAGAAAUCCAGAAACAAAUCGAUUAUAUAAUGCAAAAUGACGAUAUUGAUUUUUCAAAAAUUAGUGUUAAACCGUGUAAAAAUUAUAUUAAAAUAAAUAUAUUUUUGGAUCGGUACAUAUUUAAAUAUAACGAAUUUCAGAAUAGUGAGUUGCUUUUUUGCUUUGGAGAAUCCAGUGAGGAAGACGUAGUUUCAAGGAAGAAAAAUUCCUUAAAAGCAUUUGGUGAUGAUGUUAAUGAUGAUGAAAAUAAUGACCAAAAUAUAAUGCUAGAUAUGAAGAAGAAAAGUAUAACUUCUUCAACAAGUAAGAAAAAAUCGAAACAACAAAAAAAUAGGAAAAUUAAUUAUGAUGCUGUUGAUACAAUGUGGCAACCACAUUUUCAUCCACAUAAUAAAGAAUUUCGAGUGAGAUACAGAUAUAAAGGGAGUAUGAGAUUGAAGACUAUUUCUUGUAAGAACUUUGGUUAUUUACCAAGUAAGAAAAUAUCCAUUUUAUUUCUUUUCAGAUGGAUAUUGUGUGGUAAAUAUAUAGCAGAAAAAACGAAAAGAUCUAGAUUGAGUAUUACAGAUAUCAAUGAUUAUAAUUUACCUGACCUGUUAUCCAAUAAGAGAAAUAAAACUGAUAGCUACAUGACACCUGAGGAUUGGAAAUCUUAUGAUGAAGAAAAAACAAAAGAGUUUAAUGAUCAUAUAACCAAAAUUAAUAAUUUUUUUAAAAAUAACUACAAAGAUGAUAAUUUUAUAAAUAAGCUAAAUGUAAUUAUAAAUGGAUGUGACAAAGAGUUUAAGAGAGAGAAACUAUUGAAUAUGCUGAAUCAGUACCUUCGCGAUAAAUUAAGAAAGGAACGCAGAAGGGAGUUCUUGAAGCGAUUCAAAGAAGAAAAAAAUCAAAUGGGACAGUCAGCACAUAUAGCUACUAAUGAUAUGUCUAGUGGUGAUGAAUACCUAGAUAUGGGCAAAGAAAAAAACAGUGCACGGUUUAGUAGUACGUGCAGUAAACGAUUUAGCGGUGUAUUUUGCAAAGACAGUGAUGAUAAUAUCGUGACAAGAAGCCAAGUUCGUGAAGAGAAAAAGAGAUAUAAUUACACCAGUAACAGUCCAAUGAAUAAUAAAAAGAGAAAAAGAAAAUUUACUCCAAAUGAUGAAGUAUAUUGUGAGGAACUUAUGGGAGAAAGUAUCAACCAUAGCAGCAGUAGUAGUAGUACCAAUAGUGUUGGUGAUAGCAUAAGGAAAGCCAUAUUUUCGAAUUCGAAAAGCAAGAAGGAAUCAUUUUUUGGAAAAAACGAUAGAUAUAAUGAAAAUUUCAAUUAUGAUGAUGGAGAAGUGAACAAGAAGGAAGAAACUUUUUUGAGAAGAAAAUGGGAUAGUAGACAAAAUAUAAAAAAUGCAAGGAAAGGAAAUAAUGUUUAUGAGGUGGAUAAUAACAAUUUAGGAAUUAAGCAUCAUCAAUUUCAAUGUGCAGAAAUGGAAUCAAAAUAUAGAGAAGGUAAGGAAGAGGUGGGGAAUCCUUUCAAGAAUCUGAGUCCAAAUUUAUGUAAUAAAAAAAAGGUAACCAUUGAUGAUGGGUUUAAUGUUGAACAUGCAAACAGUUUAUAUGAUGAUAGUGAUAAUAUACGCAAUAGGAAUGGUAGAAACACUAAUUUCGAAACAAAUAUAGAUCUAGCAAAUGCGAAGAAAAGGGAUGAGAUAAAUCAUGGUAAUAGAAACAUGGGCAAUAACUAUUUUAGGGUUCAUUCUUCACGUAGAAGUAGUUUUACACAUAACAGUUCAACCUAUGCAAAUUUAGAAAAAUUAACGAACACAGAAGAAAUCAGAGAAUAUUAUAAUUCUCUCAUAGAAUUAAAAAAAUCGAUAUAUAUAAAAAGUAAACAGGGAGGUAUGAAUGAUAAGGUGAAAUAUUUCAGUAUUAAUGACAAUUUUAUGGAACUCUUAAGCAACGAAUCUCGCAAGAGCAGUACUGAGGCAGGAAAUAAUCCAAACAACUUUGAACCAGAUCAUAUUAAAGAAUAUGAAGCAUAUUUAUUUGCCAUUUAUUAUGCCAACAAUUGGAAGAGCGAAAUUAUGGGUACUACAAACGGAGGAGGAGAGAGUACUAUGGUAAACUCUAGUGGAAGUAUAAAUCAGCACAACCAAGUGUUAAUUUCGUCCAUGUAUGAGGAAAGUAAUUCUUCCAUACUCACUGAAAAGAAUUAUUUUCCAGUUGACAAAGAGAAUGUAGAAACAUUAAGGAAGAGCAGUUAUUCACACACGCAUGAUGAUGAACUUCUAGACGUAUAUCCCAACUUGAAUGACAUGAAUAGUGAGAAUGACAUGAAUAGUGCGAAUGACAUGAAUAGUGCGAAUGACAUGAAUAGUGCGAAUGAUAUGAAUAAUACGAGUGACAUGAAUAGUGCGAAUGACAUGAAUAGUGCGAAUGACAUGAAUAGUGCGAAUGAUAUGAAUAAUACGAGUGACAUGAAUAAUGUGAACAGCGUGAAAAAGAUAAGUAAUGUUUCUACGUGCCCAAGUUUGGGGAAUUACAGUUUCUCGUACGGGAAGUACUACUCAGAAAUGAAUAAUAAAAAUAAAAUACUUCCAAUUUCUGUAUCUAAUGAAAGAUAUAACAUUAGAAAGAGCAUUAUUAAUGAAGAGGAAUAUGAUUGUACAAAGGUGCAAUUAAAAAGAAAAUCAUUAAACAUGGAAGAAGCUCGAGAAUUAUUCAAUUCAUGUGCAAAAAAGUAUUCGCAAUUGAUAUUUUCUGACAAGGAUUUUUUUUAUAAGAAUCCACAAAACGAUAGAAAUGAGGUAGAUGAAGAAAUGAAGGAGAAUAAAAGAUGUAGUAGCCACUUUCCUGAUGAAGAAAAAAAAAUAAAUGAUGCUUAUAAUGCCACCUACGUGUACAAAGACAAUCAUCAGAUCACUUUAGACAAGUUUAAAGGAAGUAUUAAUCAAGUGUGCUUAGGUAGUAAGAGUUCCACUAUAUGCGAUUGUUGCGUGCAAGACGAAUUAUUUCUUGAAUGUGAAAAAAAUGCAGGGAAUGCCGAUAAACCAAAGGAUGAUGGAUAUCUUUAUAAAAAUAAUACAGAAGAAAAAAACAGUUGCUCUUUUCUAAAUGAUAAUUCUGGUAAAAAUUCUAUGUCAAAGAAUAAAAACCACCUGACCAGUCAGACAGAAAAUGUAGAAACACAUGCAAAUUUAAAAAAUAAUAAUUAUAUAUCGGAUGGAAAUAUGAAAGAUAUAAUUGAUAUACUGGUAAAGAGCAAAUAUUUGCAUGAAUCCAAGCACGACUCUCUCAGUAACAAUGUUGAAUGUACACAUGAGCGUGGCACAAAUAAUCCUCGCUGUUUGUAUUGUGCAUGCAUGGACAGUCUGAACAGUAAGGGCGUAGAAAUGAAAAGCCAAAACGUCUGUAUGGUUGGGAAGCGUUAUUCACAAGUGAGGGAACAGCAGCCAGGGGAAUUCGACAAGAACUUGAUCAGCAUCGAGAGAAAAGACAACAGCGAGGGAGAAGGCAACAGCGAGAGAAAGGACAACAGCGAGGGAGAAGACAACAGCGAAGGAGAAGACAGUAAUGAUAACACCGGUCGCAUUGACAGCAUAGGUCAGGGAGAGACUAACAUGACAAGUAACACCUUAUGUGAAAAAAAAGUAUGUAAUUCUUGUUGUCGUUUCGGCAAAAUUUACACAAAUAUGUUAAAAAUUAUAAGUCAUAGUAAUAGUAAUUAUGUCGCAAAGGAAAAAAGUUACACAAAGAAUAAAGAACGUGCUAAUCUAGAAAAUGAAGACGUUAAUAAUUCAUUAAGUUCAUAUAACAGUUGUGAGUUCAUGAAUACCGAUGGCCAUGAUAAGAUAUUGACAAACCCAAUACGUGACAGUAAUGUAUCACAGGAACAGCUGUUUAAUCAUUUUUUUAAUUAUAUAUUACAAAAGGUAAAAACUCGCAGUUUCCCUCGUGGUGGUGAUAUCAGUGCUAAUGAUGUCUGUGAAGAGAAUGUAGAAGUGAAAGAGAAUGUGAAGCAUCGAAUGGAUAGCAAUACCGGGUGGGUCCAUGGGGAGGGGAAUAGUAAAAAAAGAGAAAUAAUGAAUAUCCUUUUGCAAGAAUUAUUUAAUUCAGUGCAGGGUGCCAACAUGGGUAUCCAGUACAGUACUAAUUUGUUGGAAAAACCUCAUGGGUGUAGCGGUAGGUGUAGUGACCAGUAUGAAAUCGUUAAUGAUAUGGCAAAGGAAAGCAGUUACAAUAACAUUUAUGAACAGACACAUGAAGAAGAUAUGCAGAACUUUCUGGAUAAAAUCAAUUUGAAGGAAGAACUUGAAAGGAAGCACAUGAAGAAUUCACUUAAUAAAAACAAUGCAGAAAGGAAAAACAUUAAAAACAAUAUAUUCACAAGACAAGGUUUUAAAAAUGAAUUAUUAUCCGUUAAUGAAAAAAAACAGCCCAAUUUGAUAAUGAAUAAAAGAAAUUUUGAAUUAAUAACAAACUUUAUUAAAGAUGUUAAGGUAAAACAUUACAAUGUAUAUGAAGAAAUAAAUGAACACAGAACUUUUAAUGAAAGAGGGAAUAGCAUUACAGAUCAUAUUUUAUCUGAACAAGGCAAAUAG